Messenger RNA from Vanessa atalanta (red admiral), 537 nucleotides. Its product is annotated as homeobox protein MSX-2-like. NCBI's taxonomy places the organism in Eukaryota, Metazoa, Arthropoda, Insecta, Lepidoptera, Nymphalidae. The transcript is spliced from 3 exons. The record is from RefSeq and is a predicted model, not a curated record. Gene Ontology annotation, biological process: regulation of DNA-templated transcription. Gene Ontology annotation, molecular function: DNA binding; DNA-binding transcription factor activity, RNA polymerase II-specific. The annotation marks the transcript as partial.
AAACAUUUCAUCCGCCAAGCAGCAAUAGUUAGUAUUGGUGUGUCCAGUUUGAAGGGUGCACCUAACGCCUGCCGUGCACGCCGCUCCGGUCGGCAUGCGAGAGUGCCAUUCACAAGUGCGCAGGCGGCGGCGUUGGAGGCUGCGUAUGCGCGUGCGCCUUACCUCGCGCCACCGGCGCUACGUGCUUUAGCUGCAGCGUUACAGCUCAGAGAUGAUAGAAUAAAGAUAUGGUUUCAAAAUAGAAGAGCAAGAGAACGAAGAGAAAAAACUGGACCCAUCACGCCCCCUCACGCAGUGGCGUUGCCCUCAACUGCUUCUCAAAAUAACAUUUUUACCGAAGCUUGGAAUCAAAGUCAAGAAGAUAUCUCAUUGGUCCUACACAGUCAGCAUUCUGAAUUAGGUGCAAAUUUAAACAUAUCAAACAAAGCUUAUUUUUGUCCAUCUCUCAGUACUUCCGAGGAAGAUUCAAACGAAAGCCGGUGCGAAUCUCCAAUAGACGUCGAAAACAUUCAUGGAUGAUACAUAUUAACUAAUUUA